ACACGUACCGCGACAAUUCAUCUUGCAGGCAAGUUUAGAGGGACGCCAUCUCGCCACUGACCAGACAUGCUUUAAAGCAACAGAAAAACUUGUUCAGAGUAUUUUUUUUACCUUGUGCUCUUGCCCCCCUUGAACUGCCCAACUGUGAAGGGGGUAAAAUUAACGGUACCUGCUUGCACCUCCAACAAUAUUAUAUUUGCAACACGAUACGGUACAUGCCAGGAUAAGUAUUUUUAUUUCCAAGCCAUGACAGAAGUAAAGCUCUUCUCGCUGCUGGCAGUGGGAGUUGUCCCUAUAAACAGCAGCUCAGCUUGCUUCUGCCUUGGGCCGGCUCUGGACAGGAGUAAUGCAAUAACUACAUUAUGAGCAAGCCACCCUGACAGAUAUCAGCUGUACAGGUGCUUCUUGUGGGGACGGGUAUACCUUCCCAUGGAGUCCAAACAGUAAUGCACUGAUCACCGCUGGCAUCAUUAUAGCCGGCAUUAUUAAGAGGAAGAAGGGGGGGGUGUGAUGGUGGCGGUGCACAAAAAUCAAUACAGGAUACCUUUUGCAGCGGUAGUGAAAACGAGAGAGAGGUGGAAGAGGAGGGGUGGUGGUGAGGUGCUUAGGCGGGUGUGGGAGGCAGGAGGAGGGAGGGAUUGAAGGAGGGAGGUGCGGGGGGUUGGGGGUGGUGAUGUGUGAGUAGUAGCGGCUCCUCUCUCGCCUCAAUGUUGCGGCCAGCCUGGUGGCAGAUCGCUACAAUCCUGGAGGGGAGCCGGGUCGAGUGAGCCAUCUGGGGGUUCCCAAAAUUAUAACGGGAGGGGGACAAAAAGAAGCAGAAAGACAAAAAUCCAACAAAAGAAAAAAAGAUAGAAAGAUUUAAAAAAACAAAAACAAAAACAAAGACGGAUGGACGGAGAUAUAGGCAAGUGUUCCGAUAAGACGCGGCACCAUGGUCGGAUUCUAGAAUAGCGGCGCCGUCUUGUGUUUUUAUUUGUUCUUUUCUUUCUUUUCUGUUCGCGAGAUUUUCCGGGUUUAUUUUUUAUUUUAUUUUUAAAGAGCUUCAUUUACUUGGAUGUUUAUUUAUUUAUCCAUCGAUUUAUUGCGUUUUAAUUACUGCCUUGUGACAGGGAGCGAAAGGAGGAGGAGCAUCGGUGCCAUGCGCGCUCGCUGCCGUGUUCUCUGACUCUGUUUGUGCCCCCCUUUCAUUUACCACUUGUUUAUUAUACUUAUUUAUUAUUAGAUUUAAGAAAACGACCAAACCCAGGCGUGUUGAAUGCACGAUCCGCCGCGUUUGCGCGUAUAUCGGAUGAAUGUAGACGACUGACCAAGGAGCAGCUAAAGACCAAAUACAUAGGCUAUACUAUAUCCAAAAAGAAAUGCAUACGUCUUAAUAACUCUGCGUGUCUCUUACUGUCUUGUCUUUGUGUUAUAUCCGACGGUGUUGUUUUAAGCUGCACAAGCGAAUACCAAAGCGGAGACGCCACAGGAAUAGGCUCAGCGACUGUUCUCAUGCCUUCUUCACACCUACAGGAACUGCUGAGGAGUGAGAGAAUAAAAUAAGCUCCGGGGGCCUCUAUGUUUACUCAAGGAGAAAGCUUUAACAGCGCGAAGGUAGUAGAAGAAAGGCGCAGGUGCAUCGGCUUUUAUUCUAAGCUUUAAUUCUAGGGGAACUUUUCAUGUGGCUGCAGAACGGAGCUCCCCGCUUAUCCGUCUGUGUUAGUUUCUCAAGGGACCACCCUACGUUUCUAUGAAUAUAUAGAUGCUCUAUGCACAUUUUAGGGUACACCAAAAAAAACUCUAAGGCAUCACACAUGUACUACAUGACAAAGUGCGCAAACGAGGCUACAUGUGCACACACCUAACUGCGAAUGUUGUGAGCUCUACAAACCAAAUAUCCCCCCGAAGCUGUGUGCCAGAGAAGACUCAGAAGCAUCAGAGGAGGACCGAGCUUGUCACCCGGCUUGUGUCAGAUUAUUUGCAUCCAAACGAGAAGCGGGAGGAAGAAGAUCAUGUUUGUUCCCUUGCCGGUGCCGUUCGUCUUUCAGAGAACUGCCCCUGACCUCAGCGCCUGGCGUCUCAAGUCCCCUCUGGCUCUCCGCUCCAACUCCGAUAUCAGGAUGUCAAAGCCAGCAGAGGUCGAGAAAGUCGGGGCUGACUCUCCGUUGGAAGGCACAGAGUCAGAGCGGAAUGGACCUGAAUCAAAUCACCAGGUUCAGGCAAUGAAAGUCAGCCCCUUUUCUCUGUCACCAAACCUGAACAGCAGCAAGAAUAAGAUGGAUGAGUGCCCAGAAAUGUCUCCAGGCCUUCCUCCCUCACAUGGCCCGACUCCUUCACAGACAGCCCUACAACACACCCAGCUCAUGCUGACUGGCUCACAGUUAGCAGGGCUGACAGCUUUGCUGCCAGCGCAGCAACAGCUGCUGCUGCAGCAGGCUCAGGCGCAGCUCCUGGCUGCCGCCGUGCAGCAGUCCAAUGCAGCCCAUGCAGCUCAUGCUGCCCAUGCCGCCGCUCAAGCCAAUCAGCAAGCUCAGGCAGCUGCAGCAGCAAAUCAGCAAGCCCAGCAGCAGCAGCAGCAGCAGCAACAGCAGCAGCAGCAGCAACACAUAGGACAAACAGGACAGCAGGCUCAGUCCCAGGGACAGAGCACACAGGAGCAAAACACCCAAAGUGUCCCCGUCCCACCGCCUCCACCUCAGCUCACGCUCUCCCAGCCUAUCCAGCUCACAGCCCAGGACAUUCAGCAGUUGCUGCAGCUUCAGCAGCUGGUGUUGGUGCCCGGUCACCCGCUUCCAUCUCCAGCCCAGUUUCUUCUCCCACAGGCGCAGCAGGGCCAGCAAGGACUCCUAUCGACACCAAAUCUUAUUCCGCUACCUCAGCAAAACCAAGGGAGCCUCCUGUCUGCUCCAACUAGAAUGGGACUCCAGACGCAGGUGCAGCGAGAUAAGAGCAUAGAUGUGGGCGGUGGAGGAGGCAUGACCACGGUGCCCUCUGUGACCUCGCACCCCGAGGAGCCCAGCGACCUGGAGGAGCUGGAGCAGUUUGCCCGCACCUUCAAGCAGAGACGCAUCAAGCUGGGCUUCACACAGGGGGAUGUCGGCCUGGCCAUGGGGAAGCUGUACGGGAACGACUUCAGCCAGACCACCAUUUCCCGCUUCGAGGCGCUCAACCUGAGCUUUAAGAACAUGUGCAAGCUGAAGCCGCUGCUGGAAAAGUGGCUCAACGACGCAGAGACCAUGUCCAUAGACAGCACCCUGCCCAGUCCCAGCUCCCUGUCCUCUCCGUCGCUGGGCUUCGAGGGGGUUCCUGGUCGCAGGAGAAAGAAGAGAACCAGCAUUGAGACGAAUGUUCGUGUGGCCCUGGAGCGUUCAUUCCUGACGAACCAGAAGCCUACCUCAGAGGAGAUCCUGCUGAUCGCGGAGCAGCUCAACAUGGAAAAGGAGGUGAUCCGGGUCUGGUUCUGCAACCGCCGGCAGAAAGAGAAGCGCAUCAACCCCACCAGUGCCACCCCUCCGCUGCCCAGCCAGCCCCCCACUGCCCCACAAACGCACAAACCGCCCUGCUACAGCUCUCAUAUGAUGUCCAGCCAGCUGUCCCAGGCCGUGACCAGUCUCAGCAGCACAACGGUGACCACCAUGUCCUCCAUUUGCCCCCUGUCCUCCAGCCUCACCUCCACUCACCCCUCUCUCACCUCAGCCCACCCCCCUCUGAGCUCCACACCCUCCCCGGCGACUCCUCCUCCUCCUCCCCGCAGCACAGCCAGCCCCGCCACUCCUAGCCACAGCACACUCAACCUAAACACAGGCUUGUGGCGUAUGGGUAAAAAGAACGGUGAAAUGUCCAACUACAUCACUGAUUUUGCUGCAAACCUGAGGAACACUGUGAUGGGAGUUAACACGGGGAUGAACCAAGCCCUCCUCGGUAACAAUCCCCUGGCCACUAUCCAAGCCCUAGCAGCCAGUGGUGGCCAGCUGCCUCUUUCCACUCUUGAAGGAGGCGGCAAAAUGAUGCUGGGGACCUCCGGGGGCCAAGGAGGCGGGCUUCCCUCCUCCCUCUUCCUUAACCACCCCACCCUCCUCCACAUGGGCCCGAACCCCGGCGCCGGACUGGUCAGCGCCGCCGUAGCCAAAGUCUCCCAGUCCUCGCCCUUCCCCUCGGCCAGCAGCAUCAGCCCUACGCCCUGCUCCCCCUCUCCCUGCUCCAGCCCUGCCUCCUUCUGCUCCUCCAGCGAAAUGGCACACAGCCCGUCCUCUCUGGGGGGGCCCAAGAUCGAGUGACCGCAGCCGGGGGUCAAUCAGAGAGGAGCAGAAAGGAUUUGAACAAGAACCUCGCCUUCCACACCAAAGCUAUCUUUAUCUCUCUCUCUUGUGCUCUUCUUCCGUUUUUUUGUGUUUUUUUUUCCUCUCAGCGCCUCUCUCCGUCUUUCUCUCCAAGCCUUUCGAUGCCAAAAAUACACAGAAUGAAAGAGGAGAGAAGGAGGGAAAGAAGUAAGAGAAGGGAGAAAGGAGGAGAAAGGUCGAAACCAAAAAUCUUUAUGUAUCCAAACGGAUGAAACGGAGACGGCAACGGACAUAUUUCUCGAAAAACACGGGGCGUGGCGCGUCUCUGCUAAGGAAAACCAAACCGUGACUCUGCAGCAAAGAGGUGGGAGAGACGGCACGUCCGAGUGCAUAAACCAAAAAUGACAAAAAGAUAACUUUGACUAUAUGACAAAAAAAAAAGGAAUGGCAGCACAGACGAAGAAACAAAGAGGAGAACUAUCCUUUUUCUUUUUUUAAAAUGUCAUUUUCCAGAAAGCUGCGGGUUUAAAAGAAGAGGAGUUGGGAGGAGGAUACGUUUAAACCAAAAAUUUUACCUGAGGAGGAGAUGGAGGAAUACACAAUGAGACAAAAAAAAACAACAAAACCAAAAAAAAAAAAAAAAAAAAAAC
Fundulus heteroclitus (mummichog) is the source of this 4909-nucleotide messenger RNA. RefSeq names its product POU class 2 homeobox 2a (gene pou2f2b). Gene Ontology annotation, biological process: regulation of transcription by RNA polymerase II. Bases 1992 to 4256 code for a protein of 754 amino acids. Gene Ontology annotation, cellular component: nucleus. Lineage: Eukaryota; Metazoa; Chordata; Actinopteri; Cyprinodontiformes; Fundulidae. The transcript has 16 exons. The record is from RefSeq and is a predicted model, not a curated record. Gene Ontology annotation, molecular function: DNA-binding transcription factor activity, RNA polymerase II-specific; RNA polymerase II cis-regulatory region sequence-specific DNA binding.